AUGUCUCCAACAUUACAUUCCAAUAAAUUUAAAAUAGCUGAAGAUGCUAUAUCAACUCGCUUUUCAACUCGAGUAUCGGGUAAUACCGAAAAAGUUGAAGAAAUAUCAUACCGGUCGGAUAUUUCGUCGAAUAUUAUGUCAAAUUUUCUGGCUAAACCAUCUAAGAAUGAUAACACCGACUGCACCCAUGAUCGUAAUAUAAUGCCGAUCAAACGAAAUGUCAGUAAUUUAAAAAUCUGUUACAGUGAUUUGUUACUAGACUCUUUAACAUUGUUACUCGUUUUCGUUACGUUAAUAAUAACCGAUCAUAUGUUGGCCGGCUUUUGUUUUAUCGAAGCAAGUAACCGACUAAAGGAUGAAAAAUAUUUCCAAUUUGCCGAUAAUUCCGAUUCCGAAUAUCUCAAACCGGUGCACGACUUUCAAGAUUUUAACGAUAUCAGCUCUGUUGAUAGCACUAACAACAACGAGUUAAACGACAGAGGUGAUGAUAUUAAUAAUAAUAUCACAGACUUUAACAACAACGACGUUUUAGACAACAACUCUAGUGAAAAAACCGCCAACAAUCCCAGAGAUAAUAACAGCAACACCAUUCAUAAAGAUACUGACACUAUCAUUAGCAAAAGUAACAACAGCAUCAACAAUAACAUCAUCCUCAACAACAACAUCAUCCUCAACAACAACAUCACCACCACCAACAACAACAUCAUCAACAACAACAACAACAAAUAUCAAGUUCCCCAGAACCCAGUCGCCUAUGGAAUUCCAAAAUCCUCUCCAACACCACUGCCUCAACAACAACCAAACAAACUCACAAUAAACUCUACACAACUAAAAAACCCAAAAACACACCAACGGUUUUUUCGACUACCAGUCGGCGUCAUUGUGGUCAUAGUUUUAGCCGGACUAUGUGCCAUAGCGGGACUUAUAUACGGAUACGUCUACUUCACUAAAGUUAACCGAAAUGGGCUAAAUAACCACGGGAAAGCUUUGGUGAACGUAGUCAAGCCACCCAAACAUGGGUCCGAAAUGUUGAGGGUGGCCCAUGUUUAUGAAGAUGAUAGGGUAAGAGAGGGGGCCCUUACGAACGUACCCCCGUCGACCCAUGUUUUUUUGUUUAAAUGGAAAAGGGAGCGAUAUUACCAGCGAUAUAAUAACAAGCUCUCUUCUCUUGCUCUUUAA
Molecule: messenger RNA, 1179 nt
Organism: Helobdella robusta
Lineage: Eukaryota; Metazoa; Annelida; Clitellata; Rhynchobdellida; Glossiphoniidae
Exons: 3
Coding region: 1-1179 (392 amino acids)
Source: RefSeq, a predicted model, not a curated record